Seminavis robusta is the source of this 1059-nucleotide messenger RNA. Lineage: Eukaryota; Bacillariophyta; Bacillariophyceae; Naviculales; Naviculaceae. The record is from the annotation of a GenBank genome assembly.
AUGGCGACUCAGAAUUUAAAGAAGCGUCGACAAUCAUCGAGUGAUCCAUCGUCGAUUGCUUCCCAAUUCCAAGGCGUCAUGGGUCGAGCUGGUCCGGGGCAGCCUCCUCGCGAGCGAUUCGGGAAAACGUAUAACUUGCCUUUUUCAGAGCUCAACUCGACGCAAAGAGCAGCGGCGAGUGAGGUUCUUGGAAUUGCGGACGAAAAGGCGUGGGAGCUGGCCAUGCCGCGGCGAGUCCAAGGGAUGUGUGCUGUCACUGUCGUUUCAUUUCAGACCAAGACAUGGAGACAACUCUCGUCAGAACAUCAAAAGUUGGCAACAGAGCAGCUGAGCCUGAAUGAAUCCCUUUGGAAUGGUCAAUUGGCCCCCUUUCAUGACGAUCUCUGGAAGAUUCCAGGAAUUACGUUGACUCCAGAAGAGUUUGUACCAGUUUUGAAGACCAUCCAAAGGAUGGGAACCAAUCAUGUGUUGACAAAGAAGGACGUGGCACAAUUUCUGUGGAGCCUUCAAAGAGUUCUCCUGCCUUCUCAGGGAGUAUUGAUCGCCAAGACCCUCAAGUCAUCUUCGAGUUGGGAAAGUCUCUUGGAGUCCACCAGAAUCAGCGAUCGCCGCUACAAUACAAAAUUCCACAUUCAUCUUGUAGUGGCGUGUUUUCUCACAUUCCCACAUCGCUUUGUCGACAUGGGGCACACCCGGUUGAAUUUAUUUUGGGACGACGAUUCUUGCGGCUGUGUCUGGGGAAAUGCCUCUGAGGGGCAAGGCGACCAUCAUCAGCACCGGAAACCCUACCGCGAAGUGCUCCAUGGUCCCCGGGUGCGACGUUGUGUAGCGUCCAUUUUGACCGGGAAACUUCCUGAACGGGUCACUGAGAAAUCACAGUUGCCAGUUCUGCCAAAAUCAAUUGUCAAGUGCAUUUUGGACGAUCUGUUGGGAGUGACUGGGCCAAAAGAUCCGUUUCAAGUAUCCUGGCUAUCUGGAUAUGACGCCGAAUUGACAAUGUACUUUGAAACCAAAAAGAAAGCUCCGGAAAACCAGGAGCGAGUGAAUGAAGGGAAAUAG